Molecule: messenger RNA, 378 nt
Organism: Dibothriocephalus latus
Lineage: Eukaryota; Metazoa; Platyhelminthes; Cestoda; Diphyllobothriidea; Diphyllobothriidae
Source: the annotation of a GenBank genome assembly
AUGCAACGCGUCCUCCUCUCUCUGGAUCUACACUUCUCGCCUACGCAACUAUUGCCGACCAAUCGCAAAGCAGCGACCGCCAGCUCUAGCAUUCGCAUGCGCCUGUGGACCUCACACCUGGAGAGCUGUGCCAACUUUGCAGAAGAACGCAUGUGUCAGCUGAGGCAGUCUUGGAAGGAAAUGAUAGACAGCCUCUUCGCCGGGAAUCCGGCCUCCCUGGAGCCAUUUUAUGGGAUAUUUUGUGGUGACCUUAAUAUCCGGGAUAAAGAGGUUAGUUUUCCAGUCAUUUUUAUCGGGCUACAUUUUAUGGGAUUAUUGUCAAUGUCUGUGGGCUGGAAUAUGUGUGAGAGGAAGGUUAUACUCUUUCUGAUGAAAUGA